CGCUGUUCUUCUUCCUAAACUCUCAACGUUCCUCAACGUGAUCAUCGUUGGCGACGUUCUAUCCCUAAAAACGACGGUACAUUUCAAUUUAAGUGCGGGGACGUCAUUGUCCCUUUGCAACAGUGUCUGCCAUUAAUCGCACCCACUCUACUCGUAAUCUUCAUCCCAGCGUGCAUAAUAUCCCAAAGUCGUCAAGACCAUCCACCAUCUUGCUAAUGAGCCUAUCUUUCGGCGGCCUUGGCUUGAUCUCCCUAUGGACUCCCUUUGAAUUCAGGUCUUUCGUCUUUCUUCUUGUAUUUGUUGCUGUAGUGCUCAUCCUUGCGUAUCUCACAAACCCCUCAGAGACAUCAUUUCGUGCUUAUCUAACCGAACAAUCCUUCCGCCAACACCUCAGCCAUCUUGAUGAUACCACGGACGAAUCUUCUGAUACUGAUGCCCAAUACUCUUCGCGUCCUGUGGACCGCAAUACACUGACUGACCGCACGCCACUUCCAUUUCACUUUGCAAACCGUGCUUCAGUAUCUCUACGCACCCCCAAGCAUAUCUUCCAUAGCAUCGGCAUUUGCACGAUCGCCACUACCCGCGGAGCUGCUGGCGUUACUGGACGUAAUUCAAGCACAACUAGUUUACAUGGUAACGGGAACUUGUCGGGCGUUUAUCAUGAUGGAUCGGUAGUAUCAGAUUCUUGGUUUAUUGGAGCGUUUGGUCACUGGUGGCGUGGCGGUCUUGUUGAUUCAUGGUAUCACGAUGCCAUGAUCGGAUCAAAGGACGCUGAAGGCUGGAGCUCUGGUAUACUUGGCUUCAAGGCUCUUGACAAACUCAACGAAUUCAACAGUCGCCCAUUUGCAAAGUCGGUUCCCUGUCCCAGGCUUCCAUCGCGUGGUACUCCACCUAGGUUACGUAAUCGUGAACGUUUCGCGCCGCGCCUUGGAUUAAUUCCUCGUCGUAACUCGACGCCUCCGCCACUUCCCAAGUCGGCUUCACUUCCCCUGCACACAGAUCACCGAACGCACGAGCAUAACCUUCAAAUAUCCCAACCAGUUUCCGACCAGACCUGUAUCGGCGUCUACGUCCCGCCUGUUGCUCAAACCAUCUCAUGUGGCCCUUCGAGAUCUGUAUCCAUCGAUGACUCCCCGAUGGUCGCGGAAGUCUUGAGGCAAAUCGCUGCUCAGCAGGCUUUCGUGGCAGAACUAGAUACCCAGAUUUGCGAGGCCCAAACAGCCGCCACUACGUCCCAUGAUGCGCUGGAAGCUGAAUUGGCCGAGCUGCGCAUACGUAAGCGCGAUGAAGAUCAACGCAAAGCCGAAGGGAAAGCUCGUGCCAAAAUGCUUGAGGAUGCACGACGCUCUGCUGAAACGGGAAGAAGAGAUGCCGAGAAGAAGCUCAAGGCCGCCCGCGGUGUGAAGGAGGGCGCUGUAAGGCGCAUUGAGGAAUUGGAGAACGAAAUUGGCAGGUUAAGGGGUCAAAUCGAGACAGACCGAGCGACUUUGCUUGAAGAAGCUGAGGUCGAGGACGCCAACCUAACACAGGAACUGGAACUGGAGCUUGAGACGAAGAAGAAGGAGGUUCGGAUUGCCGAGGAUGUUGUCGCCGCGCUCAACACACGUGCGAAGGAGCUCGAGGUUAAAAUCACAGAGGCACGCGAGCGACUCGAAGCCGCUAGGGAGCGAACGGAGGUUCUGAAACAGGAGCCGUUGUUUGUCCCUAUGCAGGUUUUGAACAGCGGCCAUUCCUCCACGCAAGAGCAAUACGGUCAUAUCAACGGUCACGGCAAUGCAAAUGAUUAUGACAUGGGUCAACCAGAUGCACCAUCCUGGUCUUCAACUUUCAGUCCCUUUGAUGAGCCGUUAGACAUCCAUUCUUCACCGGGGUCUUCGGAACGCGCACAAAGCGGUCUUGAUUCAGGAGAAUUUUCACGCUCUCCGAGACCUCCACGACUUUCGUUGGGAUCACUGUCAAACUUCAGCCCUAAUACAAGUGAAACGAGUGCUGUUUCGCGUCGCUCCAAGGGGUACACCAUCUUUGAUGACGAUAUCGCUUCCCUCGCGCAACCAUCACAAUCUGGUAAAAUCGCUCACGGUCAUUUCUCCCCCCACACGAAUUUGGCGUUCUCUCCCUUUGAUGUUCAAACACCGUCUUCAGCAUUCAUCCCAAGUAGCCUCAUUAGCGUGCUAGACUCCCCUUCUGGAGACUGCCGAGGCAUUGGAAGAGCUGGAAACACACUUAAUGUGUCACCUGUAUCCCUUACUGGACCUUCGCCCACACAGGAAAUGAAUGUUGAGUAUGAUCCUUUCGAAGUUCGCCACCACACUCAGGCCAUGUAUGACAAAAUGAGCAUGCCUCACCGUACGAACUCUGAUCCCUCCGCCGUACGCGCGCUGGACAACACUCUUGUCAAUGAUGCCGCUAUCAUGGGGUUGGAUUCUGGACCACGCAGGUGGUUCUCGACAUCUGCCAAGGACAAGCAACGCAAGGGCCUCAAUCCUGAUGCCAAGGUUUUCAGACUUCCGCGACGACAAGCUCCGGCUAUAUCCGAAUCCACCAGCGCCGCUCCUAUGGCUUGCUAUGACGCGCUGAAUCCAAACGGGCUGAUGUCCAGCAAUUCCUCGACUCCAUCUGCUCUCCUUCGCGCUUUUGCUCCCUCUCGAGCGGAACGUGAGGUACUUCAGCGCGCGCUUGGUGGUUCGACUAAUACGAGCCUCGAGCGUCUGCCAAGCCUCAGCGACGUCGGAAGUAUUCCAUCUUCUCCAGUGCACGCUCACGCUGAAGUGCAGCCGCUGCCGGCGUUUGGGGGGAAGGGGGCUGUUUUACCUGCGUGGCUACAGUCGCUGCCGUUGAUUCGGAAGCCCAACUUCAGCCCGUGGGAGGACGAAGAACCUGUCUCUGUGAGCACAGGCGGGGAGGCCAAGAGAAAGUAGAUGGUGUGUGGCAAGCGGAACGGGGGAGUGGGGGGAAACAGUGUACAAACCAUGGAAUGGUGUCUAGUCGUCCUGGCAUGACGAGGAAGGUGUUCGCAAUAGAGAAAAAGGGGUGGGUGGGGUAGCUGUAUUUGCUUUUCAAUUACCUGCUCGUCUGAUAUAUAUAUCGCAAUGCACGAAUUUGUUGAAUCGUUUCA
Messenger RNA from Suillus discolor, 3115 nucleotides. RefSeq lists its product as uncharacterized. The coding region runs from base 216 to 2918 and encodes 900 amino acids. The record is from RefSeq and is a predicted model, not a curated record. Lineage: Eukaryota; Fungi; Basidiomycota; Agaricomycetes; Boletales; Suillaceae. The transcript has 5 exons.